GGAACUGCAUCUGCGCCUUGAUCCAAGAGGGUAGUGGCGUUCCUGCGGAUACGGAAAACCGGGCAUUUGGCCGAGUCUCACGCGAACCGUGAUUUUUUUGAAUCUGCACCCGCUGAAAACAUUCUGAAGAAUGUUAUCCAUUUCUACAUCACUCAUGAUGUGCCACGUCUAUUUUGGUGUGGUUUAUUGUGUGUACAUGUACAACAGAUGGUGACUGACGUCCGUGACUUUUGUUGUUGUCGCAGUCAUGGCUGCAGCUGCAGAGAACCACGCGGUCAACUCAUGGCCAUGGUCAAGCCACAUGUUCCGCAAGUGGAUCCCACGCCUCCAAGCAGCGCUCAGCUGCGAUGCAAUUCGUGUGGAAUGCUGUGCCAAGCGGUUGAUCUCCGAUGCGCAGAAGAAGGAAUUGAUGGCGAUAAAAGAUUCGGCCAAACACAAUGACAGACUGCUAGAUAUGCUGAGCAGGGGUACAGCUGAGACUUUCCACACUUUCUGUAGAAUUGUGCGUAGAACCGAACCUAAAGCAAACUUUUCAAAGUUCCUAGAUGACAUGCAGUCAGUAGAUACCUUUGUUGGCGGCAAUGAAGGUGAAGCAAAUAAAGUAACUCGACGUCAACCAGCCCGGUUCACCGGGAACCCACCACCAACACCUAGCCAAGCAACUCGGUCUCCGCCAGCCAUAGCACCCAAACCAAAGUCUGUUGUUAAACCCCAGGCCACUGACGCAUCUCCCGCCAAGCCCACCGGCGUCUCUGCAAUGAUAGCGGCCUUGAAUUCAGCCGGUCAGGAAGGGAAAUCGGCUGGAAGUCUACCUUUGAAAACCAGUCGAGCCCCCCAGCCUCCUACUCGCCCAAAGCCCGUCACUCCCCACAACACAGCAAGAGCAGUGGAAACUAAGGAUCUCACAUCAGGUCACAGAGUGCAGCUGGUAGUGACUUCUGAUCCUGUGUCUCCUCCACGACCACCGCUCUGUGACCACGCACGACUAGCGGCUGGCGGUAACCAACCAGAUGGCACUGAGGCGGCGACAUCUGGCCCAGGUGAUCCCAAGCCCUCUCCGAAACCUGGACAAGCUGCUCCGUCCAGGUCUGCUAGUGUCUCCACACUAGCAUCUAGUUUUGAAUCGAAUAGGCACGAAACAGUCAGACUGGCCCUAAAUCAAGCCCCAAAGCCAAAACAUCACCAAACGUUGAUAGCCGGUGCCAGGGCAUCUAGCUUGGCCAGGAGCCCAGCAAUAGCUGGUGGCAAACACCCAGGCGGACAUGCUGUGCAGCAAGUCCAGCGGUCAGUGCUGCCAACAGAGAGCUUAACUGCCAAGCCCAUUGCUCGAUCUCUGACUGGACGCGAGCCGGUUACCAAGAAGGCAACAGGAGAUUCAGCAACGCCUCCCCAGCCAAACUCUCUGAGCCAAGCGGGCAACACAUGGCCAUGGUCAAGUCGAGUGUUCCGCGAGUGGAUCCCACGCCUCCAAGCAACGCUCAGCUGCAGCACAAUCCGCAUGGAAUGCCGGGGAAAAGGUUUGAUCUCCGAUACGCAGAAGAAGGAAUUGAUGGCAGUAGACGAUUCUGCCAAACACAAUGAGCUUCUCCUCGAUAUGCUGAGCAGGGGUACAGCUGAGACUUUCCACACUUUCUGUAGUAUUGUGCGUAGCACCGAACCUGAAGCAAACUUUUCAAAGUUCCUAGAUGACAUGCAGUCAGUGGAUACCUUUGUCGUAGUUUCUCCGGAAUGCCAAAAAGACUGCAAUAAAGUAUUAGACCUGAUGAAAGAGUUCUCAGCACCGGAACGUCAACGGGUGGUCCACACUGCCGAGGAUGUGGCACGAAUGCGCGCGUCACAGACCGUCCUCGACAAGAGAAAGAAACCCAUCCACUUACCACAGCCAACCUCGGCUGUGAACGUAGACUUGCUGAGCAUGCGGAACAUGGGAGAAGAACAACGGCGAGCAGUAUUGACUGAAAUCGACCGCUUGGCGUCCAGCGCUAGCAUCACUGAUGACCGUGAGGCACAGGAAUGGCAGUACCAGGGUCAGGUGACACGGGCGGACGGCCAAGUUGAAAAAUCACCAGCUGAUAUACAUAGAGAGUUAAGUAAGCAUCCUUGUUUCAUCAGCAUGGGGUCUGCCAGGGACGGCCGCAGCAUUUCAGAGACCAAGCAGUACUUGAAGGAUACUGGCUUCAUUGACGAGAACACGGUUAUCACAGAGAUCACUGAAUAUGUACGAGUCCCUGUGACUAGGCUGGCCAUUCGUGACAGCAAACGACUGAUGUUUAAAGACGAGAGCUCAUUUAUAGUGAAGUUCAUCAUUGGAUGUGAAUAUAAUCUAUCGGCCCCGAGUUUCAUUAAAAGUGUCAUACGUAAUCUCCGCAAUCUCCUUGGCGAUUGGAGCAUCCACGCCGACAGCGUGCACGGCGAGAGCGGAGACACAGCAGUGUUUGUACAGAUGUCUGCCAAGGCUCAUACCAGGCUCUGGGAGUUCUGUAAGGAUCGAUCUAGCCUGCUCGCUGGUCUGUACAUUCUCGAAGUGUCAACUGUGGACGGAGCAGUAGCCUUCAAUACCCGUCCCACGACGUGCAUUGGCGAAGGUAUUACUCCUGAUGACCAGAAGCGCUUGGUUGAAGUGUUCUCCAAGAGAUAUCCAUCCUUGGACCGAGAUGAGCUGUCUGUCGCUGUGGCUGACCAACAGAACGUUCAGCAUGCAGUGAUUGCACUGACCAAGCUCGUCUUCCAUGAUGAUGGAGCAUGCUUGAAUGCACUGCCUGAGAUUCUUGGUGAGAGCUUAACUGCCAAGCCCAUUGCUCCAUCUCUGACUGGACGCGAGUCGGUUACCAAUAAGGCAACAGGUAAUUCAGCAACGCCUCCCGAGCCAAACUCUCUGAGCCAAGCGGGCAACACAGGGCCAUGGUCAAGUCGAGUGUUCCGCAAGUGGAUCCCACACCUAAAAGCAGCGCUCAGCUGUGGCACAAUCCGCACGGAAUGCCAUGCCGAAGGACUGCUCACCGAUAUGCAGAAGAAGGAAUUGAUGGGAGUAGAAUAUGAUUCUGCCAAACACAAUGACCGACUGCUAGAUAUGCUGAGCAGGGGUACAGCUGAGACUUUCCACACCUUCUGUAGUAUAGUGCGUAGCGCCGAACCUGAAGCAAACUUUUCAAAGUUCCUAGAUGACAUGCAGUCAGUUGAUACCUGUGUUGGAGUUUCUCCAGAAUUUAAAAACGACAAUAAAGAAGUAGAGCUGAUGAAAGUGUUCUCAGCACCGGAACGUCAACGAUUGGUCCACACUGCCGAGGAUGUGGCACGAAUGCGCACGUCACAGACCGUCCUUGACAAGAGAAAGAAACCCAUCCACUUACCACAGCCAACCUCGCCUGUGAGCGUAGACUUGCUGAGCAUGCGGAACAUGGGAGAAGAACAAUGGCAAGCGGCAUUGACUGAAAUCGACCACUUGGUGUCCAACACUAUCAUCACUGAUGACGUGAAGGACUGUGCAGAUGAGGCAGGGAAGUACCAGGGUCACGUGACACGGACCGACGGCCGAGUUGAAAAAUCACCAGCUGAUAUACAUAGAGAGUUAAGUAAGCACCCUUGUUUCAUCAGCAUGGGCACUGGAUCUGGCAGGGAUGACCGCAGCAUUUCAGAGACCAAGCAGUACUUGAAGGAUACUGGCUUCAUCGACGAGAACACGGUCAUCACAGAGAUCACUGAAUAUGAACGAGUCCCUGUGACCAGGCUGGCCAUUCGUGACAGCAAACGACUGAAGUUUAAAGAUCAGAGCUCAUCUAUAGUGAAGUUCAUCAUCGACUGUGAAUAUAAUCAGACGGCCCCGAGUUUCACUAACAUGGUCAUACGUAAUCUCCGCAAUCUCCUUGGCGAUUGGAGCAUCCACGCCGACAUAGUGCACGGCGAGAGCGGAGGCACAGCAGUGUUUGUACAGAUGUCUGCCAAGGCUCAUACCAGGCUCUGGGAGUUCUGUAAGGAUCGAUCUAGCCUGCUCGCUGGUCUGCACAUUCUCGAAGUGUCAACUGUGGACGGAGCAGUAGCCUUCAUUAUCCGUCCCACGACAUGCAGUGGCGAAGGUAUUACUCCUGAUGACCAGAAGCGCUUGGUUGAAGAGUUCUCCAAGAGAUUUCCAUCCUUGGACCGAGAUGAGCUGUCUGUCGCUGUGGCUGACCAACAGAACGUUCAGCAUGCAGUGAUUGCACUGACCAAGCUCGUCUUCGAUGAUGAUGGAGCAUGCUUGAAUGCACUGCCUGAGAUUCUUGGUGGUUCAGCUUAUGCUCCAAAUACUCGUGGCAUGCGUAAAGUCAUCGAUGAGGCUACUCUUAGCAGCACAAUGACACGCGUACGCCGGAUUCGCGUCGGCCUCAUCGGCCAGUUUGGUAGUGGCAAGACAAGCCUGGCUGGCUCGCUAAGGGGUGAAGAAUUUCGUCCAGACAAAUCCAGCACUCCAUUCCUUGAAGUGCAUCAACAUGGCCUGCGGCUGCGUGAUGGCAAACUUCAAGAAUGGGAAUUCUCGACUGCUCAUCUGGAAGGAUCUCGGUUCAUACGCGAUGCGGAGACACGCACAACUGAUCGUAAACGAUGGCAGGAUGAGAAUAGAAGAAAAAGUGAGGAGCGGAAGUCUGAGCUAGAAGCCAAAGCCAAUGUUUCUCAUGAUGGUCGUCCACCUCAUAAAUCUGGAAAGCAGCAUCAACCAGAACAUACACAGCUUGCCACUUCUAAACCAGAAUUCGGGCAGGGAAAGGAAAAGAAAGGUGAAGAAUCCAAGAGUACCAUCUCUAGGAGUCAUGGACAAGAAAUGCCAGGAGACAAAAUUCUGGAUGAUGGAUCAAAUGAUACCGCCCAAAAGAGUGUUGCACCAGCAAAGUCAACAGUCAAUAAACCGGAUGAUCCUGAGCUAAUCAGCGCGGGUGAACUCACUCAAGGUGUGAUUAACGAAAUCAUUGCCAACAGAGAGCUGAUGCGGAAUGUGCGAGAUGAAGAGGUGAUCAUGUCCAUGUGGGACUGUGGUGGUCAGUCAAUCUUCUCCAGUCUGCAGCACUUCAUGUUGAGUGAGAGCUUUGUCAUCUAUCUUCUUUGCUUCGACUCUGUUGAAUCCCUGCACUUGAUCAAGCCACAAGCCUUCAGACCUGGAGAAGCUGCUGCCCCUGAGGUUAUCGAUGUGGCAAAAGAACUGGAGAACAUCGACCACAUCCGCCACUGGUUGACAGCAGUUCACUUCGCAAGCACAGCUGACAUCGCAGCAGUCCAGCAAGACCACGUCUCCUAUCCGCCAAUCAUCAUGGUUGGAAACUUUGCUGACAAACUUGACCCAGAUCUGAGCUUGCAGCAACACAAAGACAUGAUCUGGAGCAAUUUGUGCAAGCUUUGCUGCAGAUCACCAGUAUUUGCAGCCAUGCAGUCUAACUCCGACGGUAUAUCAACGUGCGAUGCCAACUCCUUAUUCCUGGUCAACAACCGGGAGCCGAAUGCAUCACCUGAAGUCCAUCAAAUCCACACGAAAAUCCAGGAAGCCACGUCGAUUGUCCUAAAAGGGAAGGAGAUGCCAAAGUCAUGGGUUCGCUUCGAGUGGAUUCUACAGCAUCUCAACCAGGUGUACAAGGAGAAAGGAUACACUAGUCAUGAAUGGAUGAAGACGAUGGUAGCAGAGGCAUGCAAAAUCCAAGACGAACGCGAGCUGGAGGAGCUUCUACUGUUCUACCACAGCAUGCGUGUCAUCAUCUACAAACCGACCAAGAAUCCGCCUCAGCCAGAUGACCUCAUCUUCUACAACGUGCAGUGGCUUAUCAAGCAGAUCAACCGAUUCAUGUUUGGUAAGAAGUACCUGAAGCAUGAACUUGGCAAAAAAGCGGGUAGCUUCUAUGCAAGCUCCAUGGAAGAAGCGGAGGCGAUAGAUCUUCACAACAACCUCUGGCAGAAAGGCACAGCAAGCAUGCGUCUAGUGAACAUCACUCUGGCCUCCAUCCCACCCGAUAUCCGUACUAAGGUAAUAGACGUGAUGGCUGACUGGGAUCUGCUCUAUGAACUUGAAAGCAACUCCGAGCGCUAUCUCGUGCCAUCAGCCCUGCACAAGCAGAACCCGCAGAAAAUCGAAGCUGCACUGGACAGUUUCAGCAUGGAAGAAGCGAAGAUCGAUAGCAUUCAUUUCUCUACAGCUGAUACACCAUUGCUCAUUGCUGUGGAACCACUGAAGGCCCUACAUGAGGACAGCAUGCUCCAUGCGCCAGCCACGCCGAUGCCACAUAGCUCCUACUUCAAGCUACUAGUGCGUCUCUUCAAGAAAUGGGACAUCAGAAGCAUCAGCACCAGCCACUGUGAGCUCACGUACAACACCGCCAGGCUAAGGCUGCCUAAUGAAUACCUCGACUUGGAUGAGUUCAAGGAUGGCCACGUGGAGAUCUUCAUGGCUCACUACGACUCAUCAGGUGCAUUGCUGGUGAGCCUGAACUUCCAGCAUCCUCUCUGCACAUUCCAACCCGGUCAUAUCAGCACGGCAGACAAGAGGCUUUGCUCGAUAUCAUCCAUCUGCCAACAAGUCUGCAAGGACAUAGUUGCGGAGUUGAAAGAGCUUCCGUUCGUCACGACAUUCUCUGUGCCACUCGCCAAUGACAAUGUCUGUGGAUGCCAACGUGAUGAAUGGUCUGACCACACUACAAGAUGCCGCGAUCUUGGAUAUGCACCGUGGCGCGUGCGUUUUGCUGAGCAGUCUACCGACGUUGCAGCCAGCAGUCACGUCAUGGAAGCUGCUUACCCGGACGGCAAUCCCUGCAUUAAAUGCAAGCAAGAUAUCCAAGUUCCCAACAACUCGCAUUGCUGGUUCAAUGACACGGAGUUCAAGGUAAGAAGUUGAUAGAUGUCUCCUGUUUUCCUGAGUGUGCAAUGAAUGUUUGUACCCAUGGUGGUUUCAAGCACGCUUGAUCUUCAAGGAAGCUACACUAAUCCGACCCCAAGUGCAGAUGUUGGCAUCAUUUUGCAACUUUACCUGGAGGUCAUAGGUCUGGAAGUAGUACAAGAGCUCCUGGGUGCUAAGAAUCUUUAGCCUGCA
Molecule: messenger RNA, 7042 nt
Organism: Sycon ciliatum
Lineage: Eukaryota; Metazoa; Porifera; Calcarea; Leucosolenida; Sycettidae
Exons: 17
Coding region: 248-6847 (2199 amino acids)
Source: RefSeq, a predicted model, not a curated record